ACAAAUUACGUUCUGCUUACUCUAUGCUAGUGUAAAUUCUCUUCAAAAAGUUCUAGGGAAACCAAAAUUGGAAAGUGUUAUGUAAUAAUUUGAGUGUAAAUGUGAGAAAACCUAAAUUUUAAUGCAAACAACGCAUCGAAAUGAAUUUGUCACAUAUAAAAUCAAUAUGGAAAGAAAGGUCUUGGAUUAUACUAAAGUGCUACUGCUCAUUACAAAUAAACAUGGUAACUCAAUUAUCAACUACAGCCCGCCGUAGACUGAGUAGUGCCGUGAGCGCAGCAGGGCAAGAGCAAUGUAUUCUCGAUUCGUGUAGCAUUGGCCCAAAUUGUCAGGAGCCAAGAGUGAUUGUCGUGGGUGCUGGAAUGGCGGGCCUGUCAGCUGCACAUCGCCUUACUCAAUGUGGCGUUCGGAAUUUCGUAGUUCUUGAGGCAAAAGAAAGACCUGGUGGACGGAUUCAUUCAUGUUGGUUAGGUGACGCCGUCAUUGAAAUGGGAGCAGAAUGGAUAUACGGGGCUUGUUUACCCAAUUCUGUUUAUACACUCGCAUCUCAGGAUAGACUUUUACAAACCCCACUGCCUCGUUUAGAUGCUUCUCGUGGAUUAUUUUGUACCAGUGAAGGUCGUGCUGUAGAUCUUCCAGUUACUAUAACAGCUUAUCAUACGUUUCGACAAAUAGAACAGCAAGCAGCUAACUUAUUUAGACUAGGAGGUGAAAGACAUCAUGGAACACUACUAAAUUUUGUUGGUUUACGUAUACAGCAAGAAUUAUAUAAUUUCCCUGAAGAUCAAAGAUAUGAUGCCGCUCGUGUAAUGUUUGGACUUACGAAUAUUUUAAGAAACAGAUGUGGGGAUGAUUUAUCUCUUGUUAGUGCCGACCAGUAUGGUAGCUAUAUUGAAUUACCAGGUGGGAGUGUUCGAGUACCAUUAGGUUAUGUUGGAGUGAUGGCACCUUUACUACGAGGUCUUCCGGACAACUGUAUACGGUAUAAUAAGCCAGUAAAUGUAGUUCGUUGGGGGCCAGGUCAAGCUGGCUCCAGUCGUGUUCUUGUAAAAUGCUGUGAUGGUGAGGAGCUAACUGCCGAUUAUGUUAUACUUACCAUGUCACUUGGAUGUCUCAAAUGUCAAUCCGAUAAAUUAUUUGCGCCACCUCUACCAGUUUGUAAAUUAGAUGCUAUCUGUAAUUUAGGAUUUGGAUUGAGUGAUAAAGUAUUCCUUGAGUAUGCUGAGCCAUUUUGGGUGUGUCAUGAGGGUAAUUUAAAAUUGGCUUGGUCGGCUGAAGAAUUACAAUACAGAUGUGAUUGGACUCGUGGUGUGAGUUCUAUUGAUGAAAUGCCUGGUAGCAAACAUGUAUUAUGUGCAUGGCUAUCAGGACAAGAAGCUGCUGUAAUGGAAACUAUGGCAGACAAUGAUGUUGUUGAAGGGUUAACGCAGUUAUUACGGAGAUUCACAGGUAAUCCUUGUCUCCCCUAUCCACAAAUGAUGUUACGUUCUCGAUGGGCAUCAGAUCCACAUUUUUGUGGAGCUUAUUCCUACGUGAGUUGUUGUUCAACAGUAAGCCAUCAGUGUGAGUUAGGUACACCAGUACCAGGACCUUGCGAUCCGCAACCACCAAUUCUUCUGUUUGCGGGUGAGGCAACUGUACCUGGUUAUUUUGCAACUGUACAUGGAGCAAGACUCAGCGGGAUUCGAGAAGCAGAACGGAUAGUACAACUUACAAAAAAAUUUGAGGGACCACCACGUUAAUUUUUUUUUUACCUAAAACUUAAUUUAAUCAAAUUCUAUUUAUGUGCCAACUAGUUUCAUGUGAAAAUGAGUCAUCCAGUCCAUAAAAUUAUGUAAACAACUGUAAAGCAAAGAUAAAUACUUAAACAAGGAAGUAUUGUAGUAGUAUUAUUCGUGUUGUGAUCAUUAGCGCCUAUAAUGACGGAAGUAGCAAACAGAUAAACUGAACUGUACUUAUGUGUUAUUUAAGUCUCUAAUUAAUAAAUUAUGAUAUCGAAUUUUGAUCAAUAAAUUCUUGACCCUCCCUUUACUUGGUUCUUAGGUAUCUACUGACUUUAAGUAGAAAGAAGUUCUAAAUUAGGUUCGUUGAUUCAUGAGCCCACACUCGGUUUUCUUAAUUUGUUUAUAGACUAGUAAAAGUAAACUAGAGCCUGAUGAGUAGGCACAGAAUCUGUUGUGUAUUGAUAUAUUACCGGUAAUAUAUAUUUACAUUAUUU
Molecule: messenger RNA, 2218 nt
Organism: Achroia grisella
Lineage: Eukaryota; Metazoa; Arthropoda; Insecta; Lepidoptera; Pyralidae
Product: peroxisomal N(1)-acetyl-spermine/spermidine oxidase-like
Exons: 2
Coding region: 141-1742 (533 amino acids)
Molecular function (GO): polyamine oxidase activity
Source: RefSeq, a predicted model, not a curated record